CUGUGGCCGUGGCACCCCACACUGCUGAGUAGGCAGGUGCUCCAGGCUGAUUACUGCAGCUCCUCCCGCCACGCCAGCUUCCCCCGGGCACCCACCCCCUCCGCCCCUGCUCCCCUCCCCACAGUGACUCCUGCCCAGGGAAUGUCCAGCCCUGGCAUAAAGGCCCGGCUGUCCUCCAGCUCCUGUCAGUCAGAAGGCCGUUCCAAGAUGGGCUGCUCUUGGGCACCCCGGAUGGGGCACGUGGGUGGGCGCAGGGUGAUGGCACUGCUGCUGGCUGGUCUCUUGCUGCCAGGGAGCGUGGCUAAGAGCGUCGCGACCUUCUCAGAUCCCUGCAAGGACCCCACGCGGAUCACCUCCCCUAACCACCCCUGCCUCGCCGGGAAGGGCGGCUCCGGUGGCUCCGGCUCCAGCUCCGGCUCCAGCUCCGGCUCCAGCUCUGGCUCCUCCAGCGGUGGGUCCAGUGGAUCCAGUGUCGCCCAGGGCGGUUCUUCAGGAUCUUCAUUAUUUAAGCCAGGAACAGGAUAUUCCCAGAGCAGCUAUUCCUCCGGAUCCGGACCCGGCUUCAGUCUACAGGGCGCACCUGGCUCCUCCCCGUCGGGAAGCGGCAGCUCUCAGUCAGAGCUCGUCAACUACCAGCCAGGGCAUGGCUCUGCUCUGCCGACCAACGACGACUCUUCCCCCGCAGGAAGCUCUUCCCAGUCUGGAGAAAGCUCUUCCUUCUCCCAAAGCUCCAGUGUGUCCAGCAGCAGAGGCCAGAGCGCCAGCUCCAGCCUUCGUCCCUGCAGCUCAGACGUCCCCGACUCCCCCUGCAGCGGCGGGCCCGUGGUCUCGCACUCCGGCUCCUACAUCUCCAGCUCCCACUCAGUGUCAGGGGGCCAGCGGCCUGUGGUGGUGGUGGUGGAGCAGCACGGCUCUGGUGGCCCCGGAGGGGUUCAAGGUGUCCCCUGCAGCAGCGGUGGCCUUCCAGGCAAGCCCUGCCCCCCCAUCACCUCUGUGGACAAGCCCCACGGCGGCUACGAGGUGGUGGGCGGCUCCUCGGACAGCUAUCUGGUGCCAGGCAUGACCUACAGCAAGGGUAAAAUCUACCCUGUGGGCUACUUCACCAAAGAGAACCCUGUCAAAGGCUCCCCUGGUGUCCCCUCCUUUGCAGCAGGGCCCCCCAUCUCCGAGGGCAAAUACUUCUCCAGCAACCCCAUCAUCCCCAGCCACAGCUCUUCCGGUUCCAGCGCCCGGCCGUUGGGAGCUGCUUCUGCCAUUGUGUUCCAGCCAGUGGGUGCUGGCGGGGUCCGGCUCUGUGGCGUCGGCUCCGCGGGCUCCAAGGGGCCCUGCUCCCCCUCCGGUCCUGGAGUCCACCUCACUCCCAGCAUCUCCAGCAGCUCCGGCUCUGCCCACCACCCCUGUGGCGGCGCUUCCCCGGGGCCCUGCUCCCCCCCGGGCCCCGGCUCCUUGGGUGGCAGCUCCAGCUCCCAGUCAGGUGGUACGAUCGCCCUUCAGCCCUGUGGCAGCAAGUCCAGCUCCUCUGGCCACCCUUGCCUUUCUGUCUCCUCCUCGGUGCUGACUGGGGGUCCCAAGGGCUCUCCCCAGCCUGAUCCGUCCACUGGCGCCAAGCCCUGUGGCUCUAGCAGCUCUGGAAGGAUCCCCUGCCGCUCCAUCCGGGAUGUCCUGGCCCAAGUGAAGCCUCUGGGGCCCCAGCUAGCUGACCCUGAAGUUUUCUUACCCCAGGGAGAGGCGCUGGACCGCCCGUAGGUCAGGCUCUGCGCCCGUGCCUGGGCGGGCACAUGCGCACACCACCUCCCAUCUCCAGGGCCCAGGCGUAGGUUAGCUCAGUUUCCCUCCUCCCGCCCAAGACUGCUGCUCUACUUCCUCCAUCCCCUCUGAUGCCCUGGUAAGUUAUCCCUUCCUCUUCUCUUUGCCAAAUAAAGCAAAGUCAAACCAUUACCUGAAAA
Messenger RNA from Microcebus murinus (gray mouse lemur), 1946 nucleotides. It is a transcript of the gene CDSN, whose product is annotated as corneodesmosin. Gene Ontology annotation, molecular function: protein homodimerization activity. The record is from RefSeq and is a predicted model, not a curated record. NCBI's taxonomy places the organism in Eukaryota, Metazoa, Chordata, Mammalia, Primates, Cheirogaleidae. Gene Ontology annotation, biological process: skin morphogenesis; cell-cell adhesion.